Eupeodes corollae is the source of this 4269-nucleotide messenger RNA. RefSeq names its product serine/threonine-protein kinase meng-po (gene meng). Bases 597 to 1955 code for a protein of 452 amino acids. Gene Ontology annotation, biological process: peptidyl-serine phosphorylation; peptidyl-threonine phosphorylation. The transcript is spliced from 2 exons. The record is from RefSeq and is a predicted model, not a curated record. Gene Ontology annotation, molecular function: ATP binding; protein serine/threonine kinase activity. NCBI's taxonomy places the organism in Eukaryota, Metazoa, Arthropoda, Insecta, Diptera, Syrphidae.
GAGCACUAUGUUGCUGGCCGUUUAUUCAAAAAGAUACUUAUAAAAACGUGAGAUUCGAAUAAUUCGGUGGCAUUAAGUUUAGACGCAUCCUCUGGAUCUCAUCUCUGUUUCUAUCGCUGUAUAACUCUGUUCUCUAUAUUUUGUUCUAUGAUUUUUUAAAUUGUUAUUUUCCUUUACUCUGCGAGAACAUAACUAUACUUGCUUUAAACUUUUAUUCCUCAAGGAUAAUUGUGAAUUUAAAAAAAAUUAAACUUAAUUACUGUUGAGUUUUUAUAUCUGUAUACUUAAUUAUUGGAUAUCUUACGGAUUAGUCUGUGAAUCAAUUGAAACUAAGAUAUCUUCUAUCGGAAAUGUGAAGAGACUGUUUAAAUUGAAUCUAUAUUCGCUAAAAAUUUAAAGUGUCAAGAGUGAAAUAUUGUGUUUGAUUAUUUUAAAUUAAAAUUGUGGUGACAAGGUUCCCAGGAUAUAUACAAACACCUUCAUACUGCAGGAAUAUUGAGUUUGGUAACUCAUCAUCUAUUUUCUUUUUCGAAAAUUGGAUUUGUAAUCACAAGUGUUGUUCCAGACACCCGCCGGCUUUUUAUUGCUCGAUCCUCAUGGGGAGCCUAGAAAAACGCCUUUCUUUUCGUAUCAUGAGACACAUUGAUGGCUCAUCGAACAACAACAAUAAUUCAAAUCAAAACAACAACAAUAAUUCUAAUAGCAAUGGCACGAGCAACGGAAAAAGCGGGCUUCUGGUUCCGACGGCAACUUUUACACGUCGAACCAGUGUCUAUAAAAAACCACCAGAAAAUACUGAUGGUGGUGUCAUUCAUGUCAUCCCCGAUGUUGAACUACCAUUGAUGACGUUUUCCGAUCAAUAUACAAUCGAAAGAACAGUCGCCGAAGGUUGUUUUGCUAAGAUAUUGCUGGCCCUGCACCGGCCGACGAACACUCAAGUCGUCCUCAAAGCCGUUCAUGCUGAAUUAACUUCGGUCAAGGACUUCCAAAAAGAAUUCCACUUUAACUACCAGCUUAGCCAUCAGAGGAACAUCUUGAGUGCGUACAAUGUUGCAUUCCAGACCAAAGAUUACUAUGUGUUUGCUAUGGAAUUUGCUCCAUAUGGUGAUUUGGCAGCCAAUUUGGGUUCGAAUGGACUGCAUGAAAACGCAUGUAAGCUAAUCUCGGAACAAUUGAGUUCUGCAUUGGGUUUUAUGCACUCGAAGCAUUUGGUUCAUCGGGAUUUGAAAUUGGAGAAUGUAUUGGUAUUUGCUCCUGAUUUUUCACGAGUAAAACUUUGUGACUUUGGGGCGACGACAAAGAAGGGUGUUCUGGUGCACAAGGUGAAGCAUACGUGGGUGGCCUUUGUUCCACCCGAGGUAAUUGAAAUCGUUAAGAACGAACGCUUUAUCUGUCGAACAAGCAGUGACGCUUGGCAAUUUGGUAUUCUGUUGUAUUCAAUUUUAACCGGAAGUCCUCCAUGGAAAUCAGCUGACUGGGUGAAGGACAAUAGCUAUGCAGCAUUUAUGAAGUACGAAGAAAGAAAAACCACAAAGAUUCCUGAGAAUUUUCGGCGAUUUUCACCGCGCUUGAUGCGAUGCUUCCGCAAGUAUUUAAGCCAUGAUCAUGAAGAUCGCUGUAAGAUCACUGAAAUCACCAAAUACAUGAAAGAUCGUUGGGUUGAAUGCAAGGUUUCAUCAUCCAAAUCGGCCACACUCAUCUCACCACAACCCGACCAGGAUUCCUGCAUAUAUCUGAAUCAACGGGAGACCAAGUCAUUUUCCGAUGACAAAAAUACCCGACUCAAGAGACUUAUGAGCAGCUAUGGGCUUGAUGCAACAAUCGAUCAAAGCGCUGUCAGACGGAGAGUUCUAGACUGGUUGUCAACAUGUGACAAUAAUUUUGACACCGCAGUAGAGAGUUUGGUCAUGGAUAUACAACAAAGUGAAUUAAACUCAGAAGCCAAGUCCCAGUAGGUUAGAAGAUUGAGAAAAGCUUCAAUUUAUUUUUGGGGGCUUCUUUGGGCUUUUGUGAAAUUGGAAACUCUUUGUUCUCCAGGUUUUUUGUGUGUGCGACAUAGCUGCUGCGUAUCCACCACGAAACCUUAAUCGAAAUUGUUUUCUUAAUUUGGACCAUUCACACUAAACGUGCAACAAAAAUAUUAUGUUUUGACAAUAAAGUGGGUGGAGUAUUGGUAUAUGCUCCACCUUUAGAACCUGGGCCAUUGUAGGAACAUUCGUAGAGCUGACAGAAUAAACAAAAAUUAUGAAAAAAAAACAACAAAUACGCAACAUAUCAAAAAUGUCAAAAUAUUGAUGUCAUGUUAUUUAUGUAAAAUUGUGUUAGCUUCUUAUUUUCUAACCUUUAACUUUAUAACGUAGGACCGUAUGAUUAAGCAAAUAAUGCAUAAAAUUUACGAACCUGUCAACUUCAUAUAAGAGACAACAAAUUUGUGGUACAGAUUGAUAGAAGUGAAACUUCGAUGAUGCUCAAUUUUAAUUUGUAUUUGUGAUUUGAUUUUGAUAAGAAAAAUCUUCCUACUUGAUCAUUAGAUUUCACAUGUGACUUUUCUUAAAUGUCAGAUUCCACAAAGCGAUGAUGUUGACAUUUUAGAACAGAAGAGAUAAAUUUGACAUAUGCAUAGCUAUUGUAAAAUAAUUUCCAAUGUGUAUUUGAAAAUAUUAAAAUUAAUCUUGGAUUUUAUUUUAAUCCAAAUAAUUUAAAGAGAUCAAAAAAGUUAAAAAAAAUAACUUUCUGUUUUUAAUUUCAAAUAAUACUCCUUAUAUAUGUAUCCUGACAGUUCUUCAAAAAAAAAUAAUGUUUGGUAUCUUUAAUUGAAUAUAUUCAGAGAAUUUAUUAGUUCCAACAACUCUACUACUUGGUAGUUUUAUGAUUUUUUUUAGAAAUACGGGCCUUGAACAAUUCUUAAAAUCUAUAUAAUCUUGCUUUUUUUAAUAAACUAAUAAUGAGAAUUAAGAACAAAAUUUGUGAUCGUAUUGUAAAUUUGUAGUUAAAUAUAAAAAUGUCAAAUUAUAAUUCUAGAAAAAAGAAACAAAAAAUAAGUAAUUAAGAAUGUAAAUAUAAUUAAAAUAAAAUUAGUUAUUUUUAUAAAUAAAAUACAUCAUAAGCUCUAGCAUUCGUACAAAGUAAAAUAAUUAUUAAUUUAAAAAAGAAUUAUACUAGCAUUUCGCUUUCACAACGUUUAUUUCUUUCUAUACAAUAUAUAUAUUUAAGUGUACAUAAAAAAAACUUGCUAUAAAUAGUAGUAACUUUAAUAACAUCUUUAAAAUAUUUUUUUUAAUUUGUAAAAAAAAGAAAACAAAUAAAUUUCUUAUCAUAUAACAUAAUUAAUAAUAUAGAAAAUAUAAAAAAAAAAUGAAAUUAAAUAAAAAUUUAAAAUACAAAUUUGCCUACGUUUGUUUUUAAUUUGAAUCGAAAAAAAAACAAAUAUUUUUAUUUUACAAAACGGUUCAUUAAACAAAUUCAAAUGUAAAUAAAAUGCAAAUCAUCAAAAACAAGGAAGAAACUAUUUAAUCCCAUGAUGUACAUACGAGUAUGUAGGUACAAAUAAUUACACAUUUCUAUAGGUAAUAGUUUAUGUGAUACUGAUGAUGAGUCUCUAUCUAGUGAUGCAUGAAAAUGUGUUUUGAUUGAAAAUUUUAUAAUUAAAAAUUUGAGGGAAUAUGUAAAAUUAUAUUUUUAAAUUUUUAUACAGAAAGGUAUUCACUAAUCUGCAUGCAGUUCGUGAGAAAAUCUUUCGCCAGAUUCGUAUCUUCCUUUUUACGUUGUUUGAUUGGUGUUUUGAUCAGCUCAUGUCAAGGCUAUCCGGCAUCUAUCGAUUUGUAUUCUCAGUAGGGAAAAAAUAAAUUAUUUAAGGAAUAAUAAAAUAAAAAGAAAACUUAUUUAAUAUUUAUGCAAGAAAUUGAUAAUCCGUUGAUUGAUUUUCUUCAUUAUUUUUCAAAAAAAUAAAUCUGACAUUGACCGUGUGUGGGUUUCACAAUUUGAAUUAAGAAAUCAGAUUUUUUUUUAUUAUGCACAUGUUUUUGAAAUGUCAUAAGUCAGUGUGUUUGUUUAUUGCAAUAUAUCGUGAAUUUUAGAAAUAAUCUAUUGAAAUCAAAAAUUGUAAAUUUUAUUCACAACUUCAAUCUACAAAAAAAAUAAUUUAUUUGAAAAUUUAUUUUAUAUCCAAAAUGUACUCUCAAAUGCUGAAUGCUUAUUAACCCCAGGAAAUGAGUUCGAAGAAGAUUUUUGCGUGGAGGUAUUUUUUGUUUAUUUAUAUAAAUAUCAAAC